This is a messenger RNA of Episyrphus balteatus (marmalade hoverfly), 3348 nucleotides long. RefSeq lists its product as uncharacterized. The record is from RefSeq and is a predicted model, not a curated record. The transcript has 5 exons. Lineage: Eukaryota; Metazoa; Arthropoda; Insecta; Diptera; Syrphidae. Bases 351 to 3002 code for a protein of 883 amino acids.
UCAAAAAUAUAUUUUUCCCCAACCACCAACAAAAUGCACUUGCCCGGCCCCAAUCGUCAGUCAUUCAUCAGACUUUCAAUCGGUAGGAGUGGAGAAGGAUUCUAUGUUAAAAAAAAGAAUCACAAAAAAUCAUCAACAAAACAGAACGAACGUAAAAAAAAAAGAAACUUACAAAAAUUCCAAUCAACUAUACUAUCAAAUUUCAUUCAGCUGCAAUCUUCAUCAUUUUUGGUUUAAUUUUUGGAUAACAAAUUACAAAAAAAUAAAAUCAUUUAAUUAAGAUAAAAACCUACUUAAACACAGGCACACACGCUUAGUAUAGGAUACAAAUAAUGUGAAUUCGCCGCAAAAUGAUGUUGAGUACAAUUAAUUCCACUACAAAUAAUAAUUGCAUAAUCGGCAAUAUUAUGACCAAUCACGGAACCCAAUCCAAAGAUGAAGUUGAUUUUGUACUUCGGCCACAUCAAGCGACAAUAGUUGUCAACAAGGAUUGGAAAAAGGAAGAUGUUCCUCCUCCGACGACAGUGGCUGUGGUCGAUCAACAACAAAUUCAUAAUAAAAAGAUUGAAAUUCAGAAUGGCUUAAAGAAAUCAGUGCUACCAAAUAGAACAAAUUAUAAUAACGUUACUAGUAAUAAUAAUAAUGACGUAAAAGGAAAUAUAAAAGCAUCUUUAUCCAGUUUGGAUAGACUAUCAUUGUUUGCGUUUAGCAAGAAAAUCAAUAAUAAAUCCAGUCCUAGUGUUGUCACAAAUGAUUCGACACAAACGAACGAUACCAAAUUGCAAAUGUCACUUAUAGGUACUAUCCCUCAAGAUGCACAAAACUGUGGUAACCAUCAUCAACAUCAUAAAUUUGUCAAAGCUGCCUCGAUAGCCAGGUUACUUGGGAAUACUUAUAAUACAAAGAAAUUUGAAAAGGAAUUGGCAGCAGCUUCAGGUGGUAACGGUGGUGGUGAUGUUAAGACAAAAUUCAACACAUUUUCGGGUGGACGAAGAAGAACCAAUGCACCUUAUAUGGAAAGAUUUAAAAAGUAUUGUAAGGAAGAUGAGGAUCUGCCUGAUAUUGGCAGUGGUUGUCAUGGUGGUGGUGGUGGUAGCGGACUAAGUACAACGACAAGUUUAAGUGUUAGUAAUAAAGAUGUGGCAGCACUUAAUUUGGAGAAUUUUCAUGACAGCAACAAGGACUUAAGUGCGAAAGCUUUUCGAACAAUUUCCCGCGGGCUGGGCAAAUUGUGGUGGAAGAGGACGCAUAGUGUAGACAUUAGUAAUCCAGAUCCGGAGUUUAAGGUCUCCUAUUUGGGCAAUGUGCUCACUGGUUGGGCUAAAGGAGAAGGUUGCGUUGAAAAGCAAUUAAACACCCUUUGGCGCAACUACCAACAAAAUAACAAACCCGAUGUGAUAAUGCGAAUUAAAGUUUGCGCUUCUGGACUGAAAGCAACAACACGACAACACGGACUUACCGAAUACUGGGCAAAUCGGAUAACCCAUUGUUGUGCCCCGAAGAAUUUUCCACGAGUAUUCUGUUGGAUUUACAGACAUGAGGGUCGAAAACUUAAACAUGAAUUGCGGUGUCAUGCAAUAUUAUGCAGUAAAGAGAAAGUUGUUCAAGAAAUCUGUAGUACCUUAAAAGAAAAUCUAGAUCGUGCUCUGAGAGAUUUUAAACGAGAGAAAAUCCUCAAACAGAAUGCAAGAUUAAGUUUGGCAAAUUCGGCCUAUGACAAUCCAAGUUUACCAAGGAGAAAAAUUCUACUUUCGGUUGGUGGUAACAAUUAUAGGCCGCCCUUAGAGAGAUCAAAGUCAGCACCAAAGCUAAUGGCCAUUGAAGAAGCAAUUGGUGAAGAAGAUGGCGAAGAAAUCGAAGAAACCAAUGAACCAGAAAUGAAAGCCUGUUGUCAAAAGGAUUCUCUAUAUCCGGCUAUGACUUUGGGUAGGCGAAGAUGUCGGCGUGGUCACUCCAUAAGACGUACUGGGAAGACAAGACCGAAUUUCUGUGAAACAUUUGAUAAUAUCACUAGCAGCAAUGGAUGCUGUAAUACCAAAGAACACAGCAAAGCUAUGACAAAGCAACAUGACGAUGAACACAAAAACGAUGAAAGCAACAAAAAGUCAGCAGAUUUGGGCUCCGAUGAAGACGACUACGAAAAGUUGUUGAUUUUCAACAAUUACGACACAGAUUCCCCUCUAGCUGGAGAACUUCUUCCUUAUUUCGACCUGCAAAUGAUUAAGAACACGAAUAGUACAAGUUUAAAUGAUCUUACAAAUUCUUUAAAUGACCUUGAUCACGAUGGAGAUAAUCAUGGUGAAGAUGGCCUAGUCGAGGAACAUCCAAACUAUGAACCCUCAGCUGGUCAUAUCGAAGCUGAAAGACCAUGUCAAAAUACAAUUGGUGGACUUUGCAGCGAUGACGAUGAUGAGGAAGAGCUCUCAACAGAUGACUUGUUUUUUCGUCAGGCUAGCAUAUUGAAUAUGCUUCAUCGAAAUUCGAUGCGAAAGAUACAACAUCUUUCGAUGAGCAGCGAAGAGAGCUCAUUGGAGAACCAAGGAACAAGUAGUGUGGCUCCAGUGAUAGCAAACCGAAAACAAUUAUCGAUGGAUAGUGAUGAAGGAUCAAUAUCGAGCGGAUGUGAAACAGCAAGCACAGUGACAGCUAAUGCUGAUGAUAUAUCGUUAAAGUUUCGCCACCUUCAACAACAGCAAAGAACCCAAACAAUAAGCUAUUCAUCUACUGAAGGACCCUCAACAGCAGAAGAUACAGCUGCUGAAGAGGAGAAUUGCCAAAGAAACUCGAAUGAGGGGCUUUUUUGCUCGAAAAUCUCCCUCAAGUUACAACAGCCUAAUUCGUCAUUCAAAGAAAGCACCCGAUUAAAACCAAAAAACGACCACGAUGGGUCGGAUUCUGAAUGCAGUGAUGAGUCUGGCUAUGUAGAGUAUCAGGAUGUACAAAAGACAGCAAACAUUAGCAGCUCCAGUAGUCAGCGGGCGAGUACAAGUACCGCAGUUUAAGACCAAUUUACUUAUAUAAUUAUCAUAAUGACGAAAUCUAUUGUUUUAUUUUGUUAAAAUAUUUAUUUCAGCACAAAUGUUGUUUCAACAAAUAUUUAAAAAAAAAAACUUAUUUUUAUCGAUUGUGUAUGUAUGAAGUGUUUUUUCUUGUAAUAUGUAACAUAGUUUUAUAUUGUUUAAAUUUAUAUAAAUUAAAAUGUUUUCUUCUAACGAACGCCCUUCCGCUCCCGUAUUAUUUUUAAGUUAUAUACUAGACAAUGUUAUAGGUUUUAUUGUAUUUAAACUUAAGAAAAGAGAUGAUAAUUUUAUUUGCAAAAAAUGAUUGUUUGUUGCAUUGUUUUUUUUA